AUGAAAGAUCAAAAGGAAAUAGAUGUUAAAACAAUAAAUAACACGGAUGAUAAGGAAGAUCAAUCAUUGGAGGAAGGAGGAAAUAUCUUAAAUUCAGAAAAAAAGAAAGAACACAAUGAAAAUUGCUUGGAACAGAUAGAAGAUCCACCAAAUAGAAGUGUAUCAUCCAGAAUGAGUAAAAUGUACAAGUUGGAAAAUACAGUUGCUCAGUGUAUAGCUAGAGAAGCACUUGAGAAAGCGUCCAAAAUUAUUUCCAAAAAUGAACGUGUACAGAAAGAAUAUAAUGGCAUAGGAUUAAACAAUGGUGAUGAAGGCUGUGACUCGAGGGAGCGUUUAGACACAUACUGGAAAGGUGAACGUAUGAACUGUGCCCAAAGUGAGACAGACACACAACCAAAAUGGAAUUGCCUGCAUGGUGCACAACCCAUAAUGCUUGGUAAUAACAAGGAACUUCUGGAAAAACUGAAAAGCAGAUUGAUAUAA
Messenger RNA from Plasmodium gonderi, 483 nucleotides. Its product is annotated as conserved Plasmodium protein, unknown function. Bases 1 to 483 code for a protein of 160 amino acids. The transcript has 4 exons. NCBI's taxonomy places the organism in Eukaryota, Apicomplexa, Aconoidasida, Haemosporida, Plasmodiidae. The record is from RefSeq and is a predicted model, not a curated record.